AUGAUUGUCAAUUAUACAGAAAUUACAAAACUUGUAAUUUUUAGUAAACUUGAAGAUGAAGAUAUUAGGAUGGAUUCAACUAUCGAAGACAUUUAUUUAGCAUUGACGGCUAUAACUCUUCUUAAAGAUAUUACUUUUACAUGCGCAAUUUGUCGAGGAUCGUAUAGUCUUUAUAAACAACGAGAAAGAGCAAGAGUAUGUUUCAUCUUUAUACUCGCGUGGACAGUAAUUCCAGCAACCUACACCGUAUUCCUUUUCCAAGAUUUAGACUCAAUACCAUUAAUUUGCCCUCGAAUCUAUCACUAUAAAUCACAAAUAUUAAAUCAAGCAUGUAUGAUUAGAAUGCUAGAUUUCUUACUAAUGUGGUCAUAUACCGCCUUAUUUUACCUUACAGUCCUUCUUGAAAUAAUACGAUAUUUAUUCAAUCACAAUUCUGAUGAUGAUUUAGAGGAUGGGCAAAAUGAACCAAAAAGGUCUUAUCGAACACUAUUUUCGAUAUCGGACAUGUCAACACAUUCUGAAAAUAACGUUUCAAGCGAUAAAAAUGUGACUCCAAAUAAUGGUCAUCAUAGUCAUCAUAGUAGUUGUAGUACAACAUCAAAUAGUCCAUUAUCGCGACCAAAACCUACAUAUAAAAAUUCUUUAUUUUCACCACCUUCUCAUGAACAGAAUUAA
Messenger RNA from Cetraspora pellucida, 675 nucleotides. The record is from the annotation of a GenBank genome assembly. Lineage: Eukaryota; Fungi; Glomeromycota; Glomeromycetes; Diversisporales; Gigasporaceae.